AUGGACCUGCAGCUCACAGGUGAUGAGUUCAGGGACUGCGUCCGGUCCGACAGAACCUACAACCUGUGGCUGGGCCUGGCGCUGGCCCUGCUGUCGGCCUUCCUGAUUGGUGGCAGCGUCAUCCUCAAGAAGAAAGCCCUCCUCCGAUUGGCCCGCGGCGGACACACCAGAGCAGGCGCCGGAGGCCACGGCUACCUGAAGGACUGGCUGUGGUGGGGAGGCCUGCUGACCAUGGCUGCUGGAGAAACCUGCAACUUCGCCGCCUACAUGUUUGCGCCGGCCACGCUGGUGACGCCGCUGGGCGCCCUGAGCGUCCUCAUCAGUGCGGUUCUGUCCUCCUACCUGCUGGGGGAGGCGCUGAACGUGGUGGGGAAGCUCGGCUGUCUGCUGAGCGUGCUCGGAAGCACUUUGCUGGUGAUCCAUGCCCCUCAGGAACAGGAAGUGACAUCACUGCGGGACAUGACCGACAAGCUGCUGGAGCCUGGCUUCCUGGUGUUCAUGUCGCUGGUGCUGCUGCUGUGUGCCGUCCUCAUCCUGUACUUCUGUCCUCGCUACGGUCCCUCCAACAUCCUGGUCUACGUGGGCGUCUGCUCGCUGCUCGGAGCGUUCACCGUGUCCUCGGUGAAAGGCCUCGCCAUCGCCAUCAGCACCGUGUCUCGUGACGUCUCCGUCCUCUCCAACCCUCUCACCUGGAUCCUGCUCGUCACCCUGGUCGUCUCCAUAGUAACGCAGGUGAACUACCUGAACAAGUCCCUGGACACCUUCAACACGCUGCUGGUGUAUCCCAUCUACUACGUGCUGUUCACCUCCGUGGUGCUGUCCACCUCCAUCAUCCUGUUCCAGGAGUGGAGCAGCAUGUCGGCCGUGGACGUGGUGGCCACGCUGGGCGCCUUCCUGGUCAUCGUGGUGGGCGUGGCCAUGCUGCACCUGUUCAGGGACCUGCAGGUCACCGUGCAGCAGCUGACCAAUCAGCUCGCUCAGCCGCUGGAGAGGGCGGGGCUUACCGAGGAGGUGCCGGCCAAUGGGAGAGGAGAAGGAGGGCGGAGCAGAAAGGAGGACAAACGUGGGCUGAUGGACAACGUGGUGAUCGAGAGUCUGCCUCCGAUGAGGGAGGACGGCCCCAGAGUGUUCAUCAUCAGCUGAUGGACGACAGACGGCUUCAUCAGGAGCACGACGGGCUCAAAACGAUGAAAAACGACUAGAAAAAGACAAAAAGAGUCAUUUUGCAGAAGCAAAAGCAUACACGAUGACCACAAAAAACACAAUACGAUGACAAAAAGGACGACGGCAACAUGACUACAGACCUAAACUUACAGCUGAAGGCACAAAAUGAUGACGAGAAGAUGCACAUUUACCCAAAGUGAUGAGAAGGACACACACCAUUAGUAUAAAGACACACAACAGAUUUAAAAUGACUCCAGAACGAUCAGAAAGUGCCACGAAAAAAUGAUGAAGACGCCCAGCAUCACACAAACGACACCACAGGAAGCAACGUGACGAGAAAAACAGAAAGUCGUCGUGACAAAAAGACAAAAACGACAACUAAGAUAAAAUAAAAACACACAAGCAGCCAUAAGGAGAUGCACACAGGUACACAACGCCAUGACGGAGGCCACUCCUGCCUCACCUGAGAGCCGCUGAAUAAGUCAUGAGUCAGCAGGUAGACUCACCUGUCCUCCGCUCAGGUGCGGCGCCUCCAGAGCGCUCCUCAAACUAAACAGAGUUUUUCACAGCAAACAGCAGCUCGUCUGUAUUUUCAUUAACAUGUGAACAUUUCUAGCAGCUUUUUAAAACUGUGUAUUUGCGCCCCCUGCUGGCUGCAGCUCGUCCAGUUCUGUCUGUUGUGGGGCCGUAACUACGACAACGACAGCUACGCAGCAGCAACAGCCAGCUCCCUAAAGAACCGCUCGCCUCGUCGCAUACUGACAACCAGCUUCAGAUUA
This is a messenger RNA of Stegastes partitus (bicolor damselfish), 1943 nucleotides long. It is a transcript of the gene nipal4, whose product is annotated as NIPA like domain containing 4. The coding region runs from base 1 to 1143 and encodes 380 amino acids. The record is from RefSeq and is a predicted model, not a curated record. Lineage: Eukaryota; Metazoa; Chordata; Actinopteri; Pomacentridae. Gene Ontology annotation, cellular component: membrane. Gene Ontology annotation, molecular function: magnesium ion transmembrane transporter activity. Gene Ontology annotation, biological process: magnesium ion transport. The transcript is spliced from 9 exons.